AUGGUUGGAUGGCACCAGCGACUCGAUGGACAUGAGUUUGAGCAAGCUCUGGUAGAUAAUGAAGGACAGGGAAUCCUGGCAUGCUGCAGUCCAUGGGGUUGCAAAGAGUCAGACAUGACUGAGCAGCUGAUCAACCACGAUAGGGACACUACUCUUAGUGGACUACGGCCCACUCAACGGACCUCCUCUCAUUUAAUUACCACUGUAAAGACCUCAUCUGGGAACAUAGUCACAGUCAGAGGUAGGGUGGCUGGGACUUCAAUACAUGAGUUCAGGAAGGCACAAUUCAACCCAUCCCUCUUCUCAGAAGAAAAGAUACGAAACAAAUAUAACAGGGCUGGCAUCUCUGCGUUAUGGGUUGAGGACACCAGGAACCUGUCAUCUGUAAAUUUUUACAAUAAAUGUUAUGGGGAACAGGGACUUCCCUGGUGA
Molecule: messenger RNA, 432 nt
Organism: Rangifer tarandus platyrhynchus (Svalbard reindeer)
Lineage: Eukaryota; Metazoa; Chordata; Mammalia; Artiodactyla; Cervidae
Source: the annotation of a GenBank genome assembly